AUGAAGGUGAACCUGUCUGAUUUUCCAGAGCUUGGGAAGCUCGAUCUCCGUCGUACAAUUAACGUAGCAGGUAUCGAUGCUUCAAGUAUGGCGGACCAGGCAACGAGCGUGAUCAAUAGCGAGAACCAGAAUGCAGCUGAUGGUGUAGCUCAGGCCUCGGCCACCGCUCAAACAGCUGUCAGUCAUGCUAGUGAUCAGAUCACAAGCUUGACCAAUGACCUGAAAAAGAGCCUUCCUGCAUAUUACUCAAUAGGGCUUUGGGGUUUUUGUCAAGGUCAAUACGACGCUGCGCCUUUCUCCAACUGCUCAACGCCAAGCACUACUUUUACGUUCAACCUUCUCAAAGCCUUCGGCUCACUUUCCACUGAGAUUGAAGAUCUAUUACCAAGUGAUGGGAAAAAAUUACUUGCUGAAUCCCGUCAUGUUUCAGAGUGGACAAUCUCCGCCUAUAUCACCGGUUUCAUCACUAUGCUGUUCGCUGUCUUUUUCGGUAUCACAACCGUGGCUUUUUCGUGGGGUAAACUCCCUCUCAUAGCUUGUUCUCUGGUAUGGAAUGAACGAACUCUCUUCGGCGCGAUCUAA
Molecule: messenger RNA, 582 nt
Organism: Penicillium cinerascens
Lineage: Eukaryota; Fungi; Ascomycota; Eurotiomycetes; Eurotiales; Aspergillaceae
Exons: 1
Coding region: 1-582 (193 amino acids)
Biological process (GO): fungal-type cell wall organization
Cellular component (GO): plasma membrane; cell cortex of cell tip
Source: RefSeq, a predicted model, not a curated record